AAAUAACUAUUGGGUACAGAUACAAGGACCUUGAGUAGGCCAAGAUAUAUAAUAUGUGAUAAUGAUACUUAUUACAGUCAGUGAUAAUAAUAAGUUAUUCAUCAUCAAGUAUUACUACGAGAGAGCUUUUCGCCCUUGAGAUGAAGUACUAAUUUGGGAGCGAUUUCUGUCAUCUCUACUAAGAAUGAAUUAGAUUGCUUUCUGAGAGAAUCAAUUGGGUUGUAAAGCAGCCAAACAAUGGAUUCACAGCAGCCUCCAUGGAUUCAUUAAAGGGAGUUUGAUUUUAGUUCUUUGUGCUGACGAUGUUCAAUCGACGUCAGUGCACCGACGCGUCAGAGCAUCGCGACGCCUCACACAAAAAGGUUGUACUCUGGAUUGAUCUUGGCUGUUUUACUGGUUUCAACUGUCAGCUCGGCUCGAAUUGGAGUUUGCAUAAGGAACUGUGGUCAGUGCAAACAAAUGUUCGGACAUUACUUCCAUGGACAAGCGUGUGCCGAGUCCUGCCUUGCAAGCAAAGGUUUCAACUCUCCGGAUUGUAAUAACCCCAAGACAUUAAGAGGAUUGAUUGUAAGACUCUAUAGAUGAAACCAUACUACCGGUAUCUAUGUCUUAUAGAAUCUACCAAAAUAAAUCAAAAGCCAAAGAAAACUUA
Nilaparvata lugens (brown planthopper) is the source of this 652-nucleotide messenger RNA. Its product is annotated as eclosion hormone. Lineage: Eukaryota; Metazoa; Arthropoda; Insecta; Hemiptera; Delphacidae. Gene Ontology annotation, molecular function: ecdysis-triggering hormone activity. Bases 303 to 539 code for a protein of 78 amino acids. The record is from RefSeq and is a predicted model, not a curated record. Gene Ontology annotation, biological process: ecdysis, chitin-based cuticle; neuropeptide signaling pathway. The transcript is spliced from 4 exons.